Molecule: messenger RNA, 944 nt
Organism: Pristis pectinata (smalltooth sawfish)
Lineage: Eukaryota; Metazoa; Chordata; Chondrichthyes; Rhinopristiformes; Pristidae
Product: TMF-regulated nuclear protein 1-like
Exons: 2
Coding region: 1-828 (275 amino acids)
Biological process (GO): regulation of cell population proliferation
Cellular component (GO): nucleus
Molecular function (GO): DNA binding
Source: RefSeq, a predicted model, not a curated record
AUGUAUAAGUUGUUGAGUAUCUGGGAUUCAACGCUGCUGUUUAGCUCCGCCCAAAAUGAUUCUAAUUCUACAUCUGUGGGCUGCCCAUCCUCUGCCGGCCCCGCCCACUCGAUACCUGCCCAUCAUUCACCGGCCCCGCCCACUCUGCGCCCGCCCAUCCUCUGCCGGCCCCGCCCACUCGAUACCUGCCCACCAUUCGCCGGUCCCGCCCACUCUGCGCCUGCCCAUCCUCCGCUGACCCCGCCCACUCGGCACCUUCCCUCCCGCUGCCGGCCCCGCCCACUCAGCACCUGUCCAUCCUCGGCCGGCCCCGCCCACUCUGCGACACCUCCACCCCCUCAGCCAGAGCUGCGCCAGCUCCGCACUCGGAGCCCUGCAGCCGGUGCCGUCAUGGUGAAGCUCCGGGAUAAGGUGGCCGCGAAAGCAGUUGCACGGACGACCCCAGCCGCGAAUGUUGUGAAGCCGGAGAAGGAUGGCGAGGGCCCGGAGGGUGAAGCAGUGUCCCGGGCCCUGACUCCGAGCAGCAGUGUGGAGUUUGCAGAAGCCCGGCGGAGGCUGCUGGAGUUGGAGCGGCGGCAGCGCCGGGUCCGGGAGCUGGAGGUCGGCUUGCAGCAGCUGCACGAUAUGUUGGUGAGGGCCGAGCAGGAGGCAGUGGAGCACGGGGAGCUGGUUAAUCGGAUCCGGAUCAGGGCUCAGCAGGGAGAGGUCGGACUCACCGCCCGCAGCCAGAGCAUCAAAACCCGCCUCAAAUGCAGGGGACACCGGGCGCCUUUCCUCGUCGCCGCCGCCUUUGGGCUCCGCGGCUGCGUCCCUUGGGCUAGUAAAUGAGGAGAGGGACUGAUUGGCCGGCGGCCGCAGGUCUGUGGCAUUGUUCUUUGGGUCCCCGAAUCUUAUCGACAUUCAGAAUGUAAAUCACAUCAAAAUAAAUCUAUUUAACACAUUGA